This is a messenger RNA of Daldinia caldariorum, 2628 nucleotides long. RefSeq names its product glycosyltransferase family 31 protein. The coding region runs from base 673 to 2064 and encodes 463 amino acids. The record is from RefSeq and is a predicted model, not a curated record. The transcript has 2 exons. Gene Ontology annotation, molecular function: glycosyltransferase activity. NCBI's taxonomy places the organism in Eukaryota, Fungi, Ascomycota, Sordariomycetes, Xylariales, Hypoxylaceae. Gene Ontology annotation, cellular component: membrane.
AUAUACUGACAGGGUCAAGUACCUCGUUGCAUUCAAUUUGUACCCCUGACAAGCCUUUUGGGAACGCGUAAUCUUCCCUUAGCAAGUUGGGCAGGACAUUUCAUAGGUUAGGUACUUAUGGCACCUGCGAUGGGUCCUCGGCUGUUGUGCAUACGACGCCAGGUUUUUUUCAUGUUCUUUAGUGGGACACGACUGCAUUGAUUAUCGCUUGGUUGGCCAACUUUUAGCACUCCGUUCCCGCAAUAGCGUUCAUCAUUUCCCAUCUGGAUGAAAGCAAGCCUAGAAUUCGCUUAACCGGGACGUCACUAAACCUCCUAACCCCCCGCAUACCCGCAUACUGAGAGGCUCAGUACUUCUUUUACCUCUGGACGCCUGCAUCUUGAAACUUUCUAAAAAAAAAAGCUCUCACAUCUCAAUUUUUUUUUCUUUUUGUAUCUCGUAUUGGGGAGUCAAUAUUAGAGACCUGUAACCCCCCUUUUCUUUUAACUUCGCCAACUUCUUUCCAUUUGAUAUCGAACUUGUCUGCGAGAACCAAUAUCCUAACCCACAAUCGUUUCGUACGCUCGUUCUUCUUAUACGCAUGUUGCCAAUUUCAUUAGCCAACAUUCGUUUGGCUGCUGGUUUCGGUCGCACAGACGUAAUCAACAGCAAUAACCAACAACAGCGGCCCUCAUGAUGGGAAUCGUUGAACGAAGAUCGAUCCGUGCUUGCUUCACACGCUUGUCUCGCUCCCAUAAAAUCGGCCUGGGUCUCUUAGCAUUCCUAUUGAUUCUCUAUAAUUUAACACCAUACGAUAGCCCGCCAAGAUCCUUCUUCCGAUUCCAACAUAAUGUUAUGCAAGAUUACUACCAAAAUACCCUCCCGAGCGAUUCCUGGUUGUACAAGCCGCAACCGUAUCCUAUCGACCCCGUUAAUGAUAUCGGCAUAGUAAUCAAGACUGGGUUUGGAACGAGGGGACGGGUACCAGCGGCGCUGAAAGCAUUGAGUAGCGAGUCCCUAAAUGCAGAUACUAUCGUCGUCCAGGAUUUUCCGUUGUUCCCGAAUCAGAAAAAUUACACGUUGGAUAAUGGGAAAGAAGUGCCAGUCAUCGACAUCAUUGGGUGGAACUUAGAACGAGGUGCUCUAGGCGGACAAGAACAGCAACAGCGCGUGCUGAAAUAUAUCACCCUUGCCGAAGCUGUUGAUGGCGAAGAAUGGAUGUUGGCCGAUACAAUAGGCAAGGAUAUGGGAUGGGAACUCGAUGCGAUGAAGUUUCUUCCCAGUCUUGAAUAUAUCUGGCGCACCAUGCCGAAGAAGAAGUGGUAUGUGAUGCUGGACGACGACACAUAUAUCAUCAAAUCAUCCUUGGCUUUACUCCUAGGGCAUUUGGACUACUCCAAACCGCAGUUUAUCGGAAAUCCCGUGGGCGACUACAAGGGUCGUUUCCCGCAUGGCGGAUCAUCUGUAGUUAUGUCCGGCGCUGCUCUGAAAAAGCUAUACGACGAACACCCGGAGGUCGUUGCUGAGGGCCACGAGGAAUCGGCUACGGCAAUUUGGGGCGAUAAAUUACUUUCUACAACAUUCAUGAAGAUCGGCAUCUACCUUGACGAAACAUACCGACGCCUAUUUAACGGCGAGUCCCCGUCGAUGACGCGGAUGUGGAUCGACAGAUUCUGUCUGCCCCUAGUUUCUUUCCACGGUCUCGGCCACGACAAUGCCAUGGUGCAUGUAGGAGAGACGUUCAAGAACAUGACAGAACCCGUAUUUUGGAGACAGCUGGGGAAAAUCUACGGCGCCCCGAGUUUUGCUUCAUUUAUUGCCGAACCGAUUCGAUCUAAUGUGGACUACGUCGGGCGACUAGAUGAGUACAGCAAAACCGUGGAAAAGGUCGCGGAAGUCGAUGCUUGCGUCAAAAUCUGCCAUGACCGACCGAACGAAUGUUUGGCUUGGACGUUCGAUCCAAGGAGCCAAAAAUGUCACAUUGCGCGAUGGGCCAUCCUCGGAGAUGUUAGCGAGGGUCGGUUUUCUGGUAUCAAUGGUCAGCUAGGCCAGAAGCUGGAAAACUCAUGUCAUGGCCCAGCGUAGGCCCCUGUUUUUGUCUCUUUAAUAGUGUCUGGUAUUCCGUUCUAUAUAUAUACUGGUCUGUAUGGUAUUGGAUCAGCUGUUUCAUUCAGCAGAGAUGCACUGGUUGGACGGGCGGCGUUUAUAUAUAUAGACUUCGUAGAGGGGAACGGGGCACCUGGCUUGGUUGGAAUGAUACCCGGGACGGAAUGUAAUUUUUAAUGAAGCAUUCUAAUCCUAAUUGGAUUUCGGCUGUUGUGCCCCUCCAUGUUCGUUGGAUAUGAAAAUUAGUGGUUGUGAGUAGAGACUACGAGCAAUAUGAUGGGAAUAUCUGGUUGGACCCAACAGAUCAUACCUCCUGUAUAGGUAUGAUGUACAACACAUAUGUGAUGUUACGCUGCAAGGCUAGUGGAGUUUACGCGUAAAAUAGAAAGCAUUUUUCUAGGUACAUUAUGUACCCACCCGUGCAUUAUGUACGUGUCUGUACUUUAGCGAUAUAGCGCAGCACGGUGAGAGAGGGUUCAAAAGUUGGCACGCGAUUUAAGUCUAUGCUAGAUCCAAUCAAUCCGCGCAUAUGAGCAGGGAUUA